GUGAGCAAGAAGAAUUCAAACUGACUUAUACUAGCUCGUAAAAAUUACAUUAGAUACCAUUAAUGUUGAAUAUCGGACUGUGCACUGUUUGAGCAAUGCGUUACAGGUGAUGGGAGUAUUAUUUUUGUUUUUGUUGGCUUUACUUACCAAUCUUACUUCCUGCGACUAUUAUGAAACUCUUGGCGUAUCAAGAUCUGCAACACCAGUGGAGAUAAAGUCAGCAUACAGAAAGUUAGCUAAGAAAUGGCAUCCAGAUAAAAAUCCAACAGAAGAAGCAAGUAAAAAGUUCAUAGAAAUAAAUCAGGCAUAUGAGGUUUUAUCAAACACUAAGAAGCGUCAUGAAUACGAUACUUUCGGAAGAGUUCAUUCGGAUGGUAGCGUCCCUCCUCCUGGACACCGUCCUUAUCGUCAUGAGUUCGUACACUCUCCAUUCGAAGAACUUUUUGACUUCUUUCCCGGCUUCAACAGUGCUCCGCAAUUCUCAGUGAAUGUUGUAAAUAUUGACUUCCGGAGCUAUCGCCUAACUCAUCUUCCAAGAUCUCGGACGGUGCCAUUAUUCAUUCUUGGUUAUUCAGAUUUCUGUUUCCCUUGCCGUCAAGUUCGUCCACUUUGGUCUCACUUAGCGGAUGAACUUACUCCAUUGGGAAUAACUGUAGCUAGUGUUAAUUUAGAACAUGAUUCUGCAUUACGUGAGGAACUACGUGUACUACAUGUUCCAAGUGUGACUAUAAUUGUUGAUGGUCAGAUUACUUACUAUUCUCGAAGUGAUUUCAAUCAUAACAGCCUAAUUGAUGCUUUGAGAAAUGCCAUUAUGAAGUCGAAUCCAUCAAAAUCUAAAGCGCUGCCAACAUUCCUCAGUACAACAAUUGAUACACCAUUAAUACAAAUGAUCAGUGACUAUAGUCAAUUUGUAAACACAUUUCAUUAUGGUUGGCGUCGUGAUAGUCGGCCUAGAAUGCUAUUCAUUAAACCGCUAGCACUACCACCAUUGCGUUAUUGUAUUGCUGCUUUCAAAGCUGCAGAUCAUUUAGCCGCAGGAUAUAUUAAUUCUGAGGCUGAGAAUAAUUAUGAGUUAAUUAAAAAACUUAAUGUGAAUCCAGAUGAGGAGACAUUUUUAAUAUUCCACGAAGACUCAAAUGUACCAGUGUAUCGUCAAACAGCAAGUAAAUUGUCUCCUUCUACUCUAGACAAUGCAAUGUUAGCCUAUAGUCAACUCCUUGUACCAAGAGUGUAUAGUCGUGCUCGCCUGUUAGAUUUAUGCCCAACUGAUGGAAGUGAACCAGCUAGUAAAUAUGCACAAGAAUCUGAUAAACGUUAUCAUCACAGCCAGUCAUCAUAUCAUUAUUCACCUAAUCAUCGUCAUAUAUGCUUAGUACUUUUAUUAAAUUCACGACAAUUGAAUGUUGAACAAAUCCAUAGUCUUGGUGAUAUUUGGUUAACAAUGUUUAGUCGUACUGUGGAAACAUCUAAGAAAGAUUUAUUAAAGUUAUAUCAUAUUGGUCAAAGUAACUUUCAUUUUAUGCCUGUAUAUAUUUAUGCUGAUCGUCAAAUUGAGUUAUUGACCAGAUUGAGUACAUCCUCCUCAUGCUCAGAGGAAUCGUGUAAUUUAAUUAGUGAAGAUAAUAUGGGUCGUUUAGCUUUGAUUUGGCGCAUCAGUUCAACGGAGAUUGUGUAUCAUCUUCUCCCGGAUAAUUCACUAUCUCAUCCAAGAAAAUAUAUAAACCAAGAGACCUUUAGACAAACUCCGCCAGAUGAUACUAUGAAAAUGCAAAAAUCUGUUGAACAAAUGUCUAUCGCUUUAAUCAAUGACUUAAAAGAUGUUAUGAAAACGAUAAAUGACAAUAAAAUGUAUUCAUCAAGUCAACUGUCUAAUUCAAUUGAAAAACUGAACAAUUGGUAUCUACUAAAAGAUUGUAUGAUUGAAGAAUUAAUUGUCGAUGAAUUAGUUGCCUCAAUAUGGAUUAGACUACGAAAUAGAAUAUUACAGAUUUUUGUCGACAUUGGACAUUGGAUAUUUGACCUUGCAAAUCAUCCAUUGGCAUUUGUAUUUUCUAGUUUUAUGGUUAUCAUUGGAUUAUUACUAUUCAGUUUAUUAUCGACAAUAUCACAAGGAAUGACAUAUGAACAAGCUAAGCACAAUACAAAGACGUCUAAUAAUAAUAAUAGUAAUAACAGAAAAGGUGAAGAAGAAUCCACCAAUACAACAGCUACUACUAGGGGUAGUGGUAGCACAUCCCCAAGUCAAUCCACUAGUUAUUCAGACACAUCAUCUACAAUAACUCCAGUCGUAGCUUUAAAUCCUUCUACAUACGAUCGCCUUAUUCGUGAUGCGCCUAAAGGUUUUAGAGUAUUAAUACUCUGUAUCCGUGGUACUGGUACUCCUCAGGAUGAUCGAUUACGUGAUCAGUUUAGUUUUGUAACUCGUCGUGUAUGUGGAACACAAAUCCAGCGUGCCUGUCUCUCGAUGGAUCGAUAUGCUGGUUGGCUUGCAAAGCUGCUCGAGUCAACUAGAUCUAAUUUUCCCGUUCGUAUUCGUUCAAAUGGCAGUGUAUAUAGAAAUAGACAGCAGUUAAAAGAGGAUAGUACCUGCAGUAGUAGUAAAGCUGGAACAUUGUUUAUCAAUCCAGUAAAUUGUGUUGGCACAGUGAUUGCUGUCAAUGGUUACCGACGAUAUUUCAACCUCUAUCAUCCAUUAAUACCUGGAUCUCAAAGUAGUUCUGAUGAAGCUGAUGAUUCAGAUGGAGAAACAGCAUUACUGCCAACUGGAACUGGGAAACGUCUUCGACGUAGACGCAUUUUCGGUCGUGCAUUCGGUUUAGAAUCCGAUGAUGAAGAAGAUAUCCAAUCCGAUGGUAUUAAUAAUCGUGAACAUUUGAAGUCUAGACAUCAAAUCAGUGAUGGUGCAUUAUUUGACAGUGAAUUGUUAAGUGGAUUAUCUAAUUGGUUAGAUCGUUUAUUCGAAGGAUCACUUCCUCGUUAUAAUAUUGCAGAAUGGCCAAUUGGUUUGCUUGGUGAUGAUUAAAUUAGUAGUAUAACAGUGUGUAUUGAUUAGGUGUUAUUGCAUAAUUCUUUACCCAACGAAUCAUACAUUUCUUUUCAUUCCCUUCAUAUCAUAAUACUUGAAGUAUUUGUUUACUGUACGUACGUAUAUAUAUAUCAGUGUAUGGAUGGUGAUCACAUCUCAAUUAAGUCAACUAACGUUGAGCAUAAACUAAAUACUCUUUGGAGAGGGAUAGUUCCGUUGCUGUUGGUUAAUAACUGACUUUUUAUUCUUUGUGAUUCUGUUGCCAUGAUAAAUGUUAUUACUAUUAUUAUUGUUAAGAAUUCUAUACUUUUAUUCGUACUUACAGUUACUCGUUUUUUUUAUUGCUUUGGAUUCACCUUUUCUUAUGUAUUACAGUCUUUUAAAAAUUAGAAAUUUGUUUGUAUUUAUGCUUAUUUAGCACUUCAUCUGUUUAUUUAUUUCAAAAGAAUUUAUACCUCUGAACAUGUGCUGUGGUUUUUCUAAAAUCUUGGGAUGUAUAUAGCGAAC
Messenger RNA from Trichobilharzia szidati, 3532 nucleotides. NCBI's taxonomy places the organism in Eukaryota, Metazoa, Platyhelminthes, Trematoda, Strigeidida, Schistosomatidae. The record is from the annotation of a GenBank genome assembly.